Amblyraja radiata (thorny skate) is the source of this 3090-nucleotide messenger RNA. It is a transcript of the gene serinc5, whose product is annotated as serine incorporator 5. Gene Ontology annotation, cellular component: membrane. The transcript is spliced from 12 exons. The coding region runs from base 306 to 1526 and encodes 406 amino acids. The record is from RefSeq and is a predicted model, not a curated record. Lineage: Eukaryota; Metazoa; Chordata; Chondrichthyes; Rajiformes; Rajidae.
GUACAAGGGAGAGAGAGCGGGUGUGUGUGUGUAUAAGGGAGAGAUUUUGCCAGUGUGUGUGUGUAUAAGGGAGAGAUUUUGCCAGUGUGUGUGUGUGAGAGGCGGGCAGGCUGAGUGAGCCUCCGCCUUUUUGUUUGUGUUGCUGCCGCGUCCUCUCGUCCUUCCUCCACCUCCAAUAUAUAUAAACAUAUAAAAAUAUAUUCAUCGUGAGCUUGGCCUCCCCCGGGCCAUGGUGAGGAGAGAAGGCAGGCGGACGGAGUGAAGAACCACCACCACCAACACCGUGAGCAGAGGGACGGGCGGAGAUGUCGUUGUCCUGCUGUGUCUCGCAGCUGGCCUGCUGUUGCGGCUCCAGCGAAUGCGCCCUCUGCUGCAGCGGAUGCCCGAAGAUCAAAACCUCCACUGGCACACGGGUCAUGUACACUCUCUACCACAUUCUUGGGACCAUCGUCUGCUUCCUCAUGUUGUCCCCAACCGUGGGAGAUGCAUUGAAGGAGCAUGUCCCCUUCUACAAUGAUUUUUGUCGGACCAUUCAGGCAGGCACCAGCUGUGAAAAACUUGUUGGCUACUCUGCUGUUUACAAGGUCUGCUUCGGAAUGGCUGUAUUCUUCUUCAUUUUCUUCCUCCUGAUGAUCAACGUAAACACCAGUAAAGAUUGUCGAGCAAAGCUCCACAACGGGUUUUGGUUUGUGAAGCUGGUGGUUUUGAUGGGAAUGUGUGCAGGAGCUUUCUUUAUCCCAGACGAAGACACCUUUCACAAAGCUUGGUUGUACAUUGGUGCUGCAGGAGCUUUCCUUUUCAUCUUGAUUCAGCUCAUCCUGUUGGUGGAGUUCGCACAUAAGUGGAACAAGACGUGGUGGGCUGGAACUGCCCAUAAUAAAUGCUGGUACGUCGCCUUGACUUUGGUCACACUCAUUCUGUACCUGGUCGCCAUCUGUGCUGUCGUCCUCAUGGUCAUCUUCUACACCGACCUCGCCGGAUGCAAGCUCAACAAGAUAUUACUGGGGGUCAACACUGGCCUCUGCUUCAUUGUCUCCAUGGUGGCCAUCAGUCCCUGUGUUCAGAAAUAUCAGCCAAACUCUGGCCUCCUUCAGUCUGGGGUAAUCAGCUGCUACGUGGUGUAUCUCACCUUCUCUUCACUGGCCAACACACCCCCGGAAUAUGUGAUGAAGGAUGGAGUCAACACCACAAUCUGCACCCCUCAGCUGUUGGGCAACGGUCUUCAAACAGACGACAAGCUGGUGUCGGUGCUGGGAGCCAUCAUCAUGUACGGCUGCGUCCUCUACGCCUGUCUAACUUCGACCAUGCGUUCUAGCUCGAUAACACUGGGGGUGAGCAGCGUCUCAACUCCUGACCUAUUGAAGCUCGAUGCUGCUUCUGUUUUGCCCCAGAUGAAGAAGGUAACUAUGAGGUGGAUGGCAGUGAAAGAGGAGUUCAGAAGGUCAUCCACAAUGAGAAGCCCAGCGUGGUGUACAGCUACUCCUUCUUCCACUUUGUCUUCUUCCUUGGCUCCCUGUAUGUCAUGAUGACUCUGACAAACUGGUUCGAGUAUGAAGAUGUUAAACUGGAAAAUUUAUUUGUUCCGGGAAACCCUUCCACCUUCUGGAUUAAAAUGGCUUCCUGUUGGAUUUGUAUCCUGUUGUUUUUAUGGACUCUGAUUGCUCCCAUGUGCUGUCCCAAACGUGAAUUUUUGGUGUAAUGCUUUGUAUCCUGGAACUGCUGCAUCCCACAGUCCAGUUCCACUUUGUCAUGUUACAUAACCUGUCCUCAUUUUAUUUUUUGACAGCGGAUUGACCGACCCGUGUAUUAUUCUCCAGUGUGGUCUCCUUUUGCACUGUCACCGCCUCUGUCAGUAACAGUUUUCACCUGAGGGAGAAAACAAAAUGGAGUCCGUGAUGGUGGGCCCACCACUGAUUUUCUGGCACCCUUGGUUCCGGAGUGCCGGACUAGUAAUGAUACAACAAUACACCUCUGACCCACUAAUUACACCCCCUCUCGUGGCUCAGGAGCAGCACGGAUUGCUGGUAACUUAACGAGUUUAAACUUAACGUACCGCCCGCCUAGGCCGCCGAGACACCAGCCCGUAAACUCGGCCUCGGAAGUCGGCUAAGGGAAUGGGUAUGGCAGGGCCGGAGUUCCGGAGCCCUGGCCGCAGAGGGCAAAGUUGACCCGUCGAUCGCAAGUCCUGCCACGGCAGUCCUGAUGAGGUCGAUAUCGGCCACCUCACCCGGCCUAGGCGCCAAAAUUUCAGGGGGACUUUCCCGAAGUCAGUGGUCAAGGGGAUUCCAAGUGCGCUCUCAUAGUUAUGUCCGGAUUAAAGGAGGUGUCAGAACACCAGUUGCCAGAAAAUCGGUGGUGGACUUGUGAUGGGUUUGCCUGGAGAUAACUGGGCCCGCAAUUUGGAUGAAGGAAGGGGAAGUUGGGUGAUGAAUGAAGGUGUUUGCUUAGGUGACCACGUGUGUAGUGUUGGUUUGUUGUCUUAUACUGAGGUGAACAAAUCAGUGUUGCAUAAUUAACCAAGAACCUGGAUGUACAGGCAGCACAACACCAGAGGCACAGGUAUAACAAUCAUCCUGCCUUAAGCAACCUAAAGAUGGGCGAGAAAAUAAUGUAGAAGCAAGCAACUGCAGAUGCUGGUUUACACAAUAGGACAUAAAGUGUUGGAGUAACUCAGUGGGUUGGGCAGCAUCUCAGGAGAACAUGAAUAGGUGACGUUUUGGUCAAGACCCUUCCAACUGGUCUCCAGUCUGAAGAAGUGUCCCGAUCCAAAACAUCACCCAUCCACAUGCUCCUGGGAUGCUACCAUGACACGCUGAGUUGCUCCAUCACUUUGUGGCCCUUUUAAAAAAAAAAAAAAAAGGAUGAGUAUUCGCUGAGCUUUUAAAAAAAAAUUAAAAUAGAUCUGAGCAAUUCUCAUCUGAUGACUAUUGGAUCCCAGUCGUGAGUUGGACCCAAUCUAAGCUGGUAAUAUUUUUUGUACAUAAACCAUAAUAAGUAUCUUUUUGUCUGGAGAAGCUGGGAUGAGUCACUUCUGACAUCAAUUGAGAUGGAAAAGGAUGACUGGAAGUUUUAAAGCUGAGUAGAAAAAUA